Molecule: messenger RNA, 1398 nt
Organism: Lotus japonicus
Lineage: Eukaryota; Viridiplantae; Streptophyta; Magnoliopsida; Fabales; Fabaceae
Product: protein DMR6-LIKE OXYGENASE 1-like
Exons: 4
Coding region: 184-1242 (352 amino acids)
Source: RefSeq, a predicted model, not a curated record
AAAACCACUUGGAAGACAUGCACUUGAUCGUCUUGCGUCACCAGAGAUUUGGCAAUGAAGUAAGCUGAUCACGUAAGCAUGAACGUACCAGAAUUUUAUUUGAUUACCACAACCUUGCAAUAUAAAUAGCCGUGCCAUCCAUCUUCAAAUUAACCACAUAGCUAGAAGCAGAUACAUUUUACAAUGGCCACCACCACCAUCACCACCGCCACAAAGUCACCCCUCUUAACCGACUUGGCCUCCACCCUGAACCAUGUCCCCUCCAAUUUCAUCAGGCCCAUCAAUGACCGUCCAAAUGUUCAUGAAUUUCAAUCCUUCUCCGAUUCCAUUCCUAUCAUUGACCUCCAAGGUCUAGAUGGUUCCAAUCGCGAAGAAAUCAUCCAAAAGAUUGCCAACGCUUGCCAAAAUUAUGGCUUUUUCCAAAUUGUGCAUCAUGGAGUGCCGGAGGAGGUGGUAGGUAACAUGGUGAAGGUGUCAAGAGAAUUCUUCAGUUUGCCAGAGAGUGAGAGGCUGAAGAAUUACUCUGAUGACAUGUCAAAGACAACCAGGCUUUCCACCAGUUUCAACUUGAAGACUGAGAAGGUUUCCAACUGGAGGGACUACUUGAGACUUCACUGCCAUCCUCUUCAGGAUUACAUUCACGAGUGGCCUGCCAACCCUCCAUCUUUCAGAGAGGAUGUUGCUGAGUAUUGCAAACAUGUGAGAGGGUUGUCACUGAAAUUGGUUGAGGCCAUAUCUGAGAGCCUGGGGUUGGAGAGGAAUUACAUAGACAAAGCACUAGGAAAACAUGGGCAGCACAUGGCCAUUAACUACUACCCUCCAUGUCCUGAGCCAGGGCUGACAUAUGGCCUACCAGCUCAUACUGACCCAAAUGUCAUUACCAUUUUGCUGCAAAAUGAUGUGGCAGGCUUGCAGGUCCUGAAAGAUGAGAAAUGGGUAACUGUCAAUCCUGUUCCUAACACAUUCAUCGUCAAUAUUGGGGACCAAAUUCAGGUGAUAAGCAAUGAUAAGUACAAGAGUGCCCUUCAUCGAGCAUUGGUGAACAAUGAAAAGGAGAGGAUGUCCAUUCCCACCUUCUACUGUCCUUCACCGGACGCUUUGAUAGGACCAGCUCCCCAACUAAUAGACAUCGACCAUCCUGCUCAAUACACAAACUAUGCUUACAGUGAAUAUUACCACAACUUCUGGAACAGAGGACUUUCAAAAACAACUUGCGUGGACAUGUUCAAGGCUUCAAACUAGCUCAUCAUUUUGGCAUUGAUGCGCGCGGCCAUGAUUUCUAAGCUUUGUCAAAGGUUCUAUGAACUUUUUGGUAUUUAUAUUGUAACUUGUAAGAUCGAAUAGUUUGUGAUGUUACAUAAUUUGUUAAAUAAAAAUCAGUCUGAUGACUUCUUGUUA